AUGAAGGCUAGGCCAACACUGAGUGUCGUGGCACCGGACAGAGGAGACGACUACGACGACAAGUUCGAAGCUUCGUGUGACAUCGGGGAGACGACUCUGUACAAAGCCGGUCUUAGGAUCAACAGUUCAGGUGUCACAUUUGCGGACGGCAAACCAGGACACAAAGAGGAUGACGAUGAAGUUGACGAGUGCGUUGUGGAGACACGGAAGCUCGUGGCGCUGGACAAACUGGAGACCGUCGGUAUGAUUGGAAGGGGCAGUUCUGGACAAGUUUUCAAAGCGCGACACAGCGAAUCGAACGUUCUCUAUGCUGUCAAAGUGGUGACUAACGUGUUCGACAAGCCGAGACGCGACCAAUUGCUGACCGAGAUCCGUACGCUGUAUGGCAUCGAGAGUGACCAUCUUGUGGGGUUUUACGGCGCAUACUUCCAGGACCACGCGCUUAGUAUCGUGCUGGAGUUCUGUGCCUUGGGGUCACUAGAUCAACUACUGGCGCGGUUGCCUCGAGAUGACGACGUUGUACCUGAGCGAGUAAUUGCAGCCAUCGCAAUGCAGAUACUGACGGGACUCGCCCAUCUCAAAAGGGUUCGCCAUGUUCAUCGCGAUAUCAAGCCUCAGAAUAUCCUCGUGCAACAGGACGGAGCUGUGAAACUCACGGAUUUUGGACUCGCCCGUGAGCUGAGUUCGUCCACCAGUAUGGCUCAAACUUUUGUGGGAACUUUUAAGUACAUGGCGCCGGAACGUGUGCAAAACGAACCCUACGACUACAAGUCGGACAUUUGGAGUCUCGGUCUCGUACUCAUCGAGUGCGCGACACAAACAUUCCCAUACGCUAACGCCCGGAGCUACAUCGACGUGGUCCAGAGUAUUGUUGAAAGUCCUGAACCUAGUUUGCCGGAGGUUGACGCUAACGGCGAGUUAUUCACUCGUGAGUUUCACGACUUCAUCGGUCGAUGUCUGAAGAAAGAGCCUUCCGAGCGUGCGUCGGUCGAAGAACUUCUCGACUCGUCAUGGCUUCAGCUCCAUAACGCGACGAGUACUGAACGUUCGGUUCGACGCUGUGCUACGUGGCUGGAGCAACUUCGUUUCGUGAACGAGGAUGCAUCCGAAGCAAAAGAUUCGCGUCACGAGGAGCAACACGACGCUAAACAGCUCAAGGCGAAGCAGCACGACGAAGAAGAGGAAAUCGAAGAAGCCAUCGAAGGGAGCGAGCACGGCAAUUGA
Messenger RNA from Phytophthora infestans T30-4, 1224 nucleotides. Its product is annotated as mitogen-activated protein kinase kinase, putative. The transcript has 3 exons. The coding region runs from base 1 to 1224 and encodes 407 amino acids. Lineage: Eukaryota; Oomycota; Peronosporomycetes; Peronosporales; Peronosporaceae. The record is from RefSeq and is a predicted model, not a curated record. Gene Ontology annotation, molecular function: ATP binding; MAP kinase kinase activity. Gene Ontology annotation, biological process: MAPK cascade; protein phosphorylation.